CAUGUCAACUAACAGGAGCUACAGUGUCGCACAACGACCGAGUCAAUCUCGAUUUGGCCCUGGGGACCUGGUAACGGCUAGAUUCGAUACCAUCGAGUUCUAUCAUCUCUAAUAGAGAUCGGCACGAUGUCUGAUCCAUCCAUGGGUACUGCUGAUGGCAGUGUCGCCAUCAAGCGCAAGCGUGACAGCACUGAUGAAACUGGCCCCGAUGCCCAGCGACUUAACCGCUCCUCGAAUGGGAGCAACGGGAGCCUCCCCCCGGCGGACAAUCAGCCCAACUUCACGCACAGUUCACUGGGAUCUUACGAUACCCACGGCCUCCCGUCCACAGAGUUGAAUAUCGACCAACAGAUUCUUCAGCACGUCGGUCCGCAGAAUGGUAUCUCGGACGACAACGCCCUGACAGCUAAAGCUGCGCUCGCUGCCCACACUCCUCAGAACAAAUACCCACCUCCUCCCGACAACACCUUCGACAACAACCUUGCGCAUGGUUUGACCUUCGGAGAUGACAUCAGCCAGGCUAUUGGAUCCACUCAUGGCCACAACUCCACUGCUGCUGCGGUGUAUGCUGCGCGUGAGGCACAGAGUAUGAACCAGAAGCCUUCUGUUGGCUCUCCUGAGUGGCACCAGAUUCGCAAGAACAACCAUAAAGAAGUGGAGCGUCGUCGUCGUGAAGCCAUCAAUGAGGGCAUCAACCAGAUUGCUCGCCUUGUGCCGAAUUGCGACAAGAACAAGGGUGCCAUUUUGCAGCGUGCGAUUGAGUACAUCUGCCAGUUGCAUGAGGAGAAAAAGGCAAUGAGUGAGCGCUGGGAACAGAACAACAUGACCACUAGUCAUGCCAUCAGCGAAAUCAGCUCUCAGAACUCGAAACUGAAGAUCGAGGUCAACCGCCGUGGGGACAUUGCUCUGAAAUGGUUGCAACGUUGCCGCGAUGCAGGUCUUGAGUUCGAUGACUAUGAAGAAGCAAAGGAGCUGGAGCCUCUUGAGGUGGAUCCCGGCCAAGUCUAGUUUCUUGUUGUUCGUUAAAUUUCUAUUCCUGUGGC
Molecule: messenger RNA, 1043 nt
Organism: Aspergillus brunneoviolaceus CBS 621.78
Lineage: Eukaryota; Fungi; Ascomycota; Eurotiomycetes; Eurotiales; Aspergillaceae
Product: putative HLH DNA binding protein (Penr2)
Exons: 3
Coding region: 127-1008 (293 amino acids)
Cellular component (GO): nucleus
Molecular function (GO): protein dimerization activity; DNA-binding transcription factor activity
Source: RefSeq, a predicted model, not a curated record